GCCAAGCUUAGCUUCUCGUGCGCUGCCCUUGCCGCAGUCGCCAUGCUGCGCUCGGCGGCCGUCCCCCGCCGCUACGGCAACGCCUUGGGCCCUGUGUCCUAUGCCAACCGAACUCCUGUGCCCAAGGACUGGGUGCUGAGAGGAAGUGGACUCCAUGGCCCGGAGAAUGGUGAGGUCAUGAAGCUGGUUCUUUGGAACCGCCUGAAACAGAAGCGCCCCCAGCGCCAGGGGGUCACAACGGCAGACCUGCAAGAGUUCUACCGAAUGGAGGUCACGGUUGUUUGGUGGAUGUUUGGCCUGGUGUUCUUUGUUGCUCCCCUCAACUGGUGGGGAAAGAAAUACCGCAUGGUCCACGAUCACUACCCGUGGAUGGCCAA
This is a messenger RNA of Symbiodinium pilosum, 377 nucleotides long. Lineage: Eukaryota; Dinophyceae; Suessiales; Symbiodiniaceae. The record is from the annotation of a GenBank genome assembly.